AGUGUGUUUAACUUGUCCUUUCUUGUUAAUUUUUCCAUAAGGGAUGUCUACAAUGUGCUUUGUUUCUUAAGUUGUUGUAAUGACAGAAAAAAAAGACAGUAGAGGAAAAAGUUGAAGUACUAUUCUGCAGCCGGCCAGUUUUGGAUUUAGUAGUUGUGUUUUCCGCCAAAUGGCGCCAAACUAGUCGAUAAUAGACUGUUCAAACAUUGGGAAUAUCAACAAUCAUGACUGAAUAAUUCAUCAUAUUUUGUAUCCCACUUGAGGAAUCUGCUUAUUAUCCUCCUUUUUUGCCUCAUUUUGCUAGUAGUAUCAUGCAAAAAUGUUCAAACUUCUCACUUUUGCUUUGCUCUUCAUUUCAUUCUUUUACAUUCUUGACAAAGCUAGAUGUAAUGAAACAGUGACUAGAGAUGCAUUGCUCAAGUUUCUUGCUGAGUUAUCUAACAAUAAUAGUACAAUUCUUGGUACUAAUUCGGGCUGGAACUUGACAUCUGAACCUUGCAAGGACAACUGGCUUGGUGUUACAUGUAACAUGAAGACACUUUCUGUGGAGAAAAUCAUUCUUGACGGUUAUGAUUUUUCGUCUGGAGCAUUUGAUGCUACCACGAUUUGUAAUGUGGAGCCUAUCGCGGACACCUUUGUUUUCCUGAGUCUUGAAAAUGGCCUACUUCAGGGGAAAAACCUGGACAGUAUAGGCAGAUGCAAGCAUCUAACACAUCUUUUUCUUGGUGGAAACCGGUUCUCGGGUAGCAUUCCACAAUCAUUUUCAAGAUUGAAUAACUUGAAAAGGCUUGACAUAUCCAACAAUGAAUUAUCAGGUGUUCUGCCUGAUUUAUCCAGGAUUUCGGGGUUGAUUGAAUUUGAGGCUCAGAAUAACCAGCUAUCAGGGGAGAUACCGGAAUUUGAUUUCUCGAACUUUGUUGCAUUUAAUGUCUCUUUCAACAAUUUCAGUGGAUUGAUUCCGCCUGAAGGUGAUCGCUUCCCAGUCAGUAGCUACACGAACAAUCCUCUGUUGUGUGGCGCCCCUUUGGCAAGAAAAUGCUCAUCAUUGUCCGAAGAUUCAGAAUCAGAUGAUCAUGACAAGCCAAAGAGCAGCUUUUCAAGAGAUGAAAUUCUCAUGUAUUCAGGUUAUUUCCUGAUAGGCUUGGCUGUGAUUCUUGGUAUCCUACUAUGCGUCUAUAAAAAACGAAAGCAGAAGAAGCAGAAGAAGAAAGAAUCAAGAAUCGAGGAGAUGAAAAAGAUGGCCACAAUUUAUCAUGAUACUACUACAUCCAUGGAUCAAUCUAAGAAAGGCACAAGCAAUUCAGAUAUCUCAUCAGCUGUCAUUUCUUCCAAUGAGAGCAACACUGCUGUUUCACAAUCACUCGUGGUUCUUACUAGUCCUGAGGCGUAUAGUGGAUUGAGAUUUGAGAAUUUGCUUAAGGCACCAGCUGAGUUGCUUGGGAGAGGGAAACAUGGUAGUAUGUACAAAGUGAUGUGUGACAAUCCCAAAAUGACACUGGCUGUCAAGAGGAUUAAAGAUUGGUCAAUAUCUGGUAGUGAAUUCAAGAAGAGAAUGCAGAAACUAAACCAAAUCAGGCAUCCAAAUGUGUUGCCUGCUGUUGCAUUUUAUUCUUCUAGACAAGAGAAGCUUUUGGUCUAUGAAUACCAAAACAAUGGUAGUCUUCUUCAACUUCUACAAGGAAUCCAGAGAGACCAAACAUUUCAUUGGAGCAGCAGACUUUCUAUAGCAGCCGGUGUAGCCGACACUUUAGCUUUCAUGCAUCAGGAGCUUCAACAUGACAGAAUUGCUCAUGGAAACUUGAAAUCAUCUAACAUUUUGUUGAACAAGAACAUGGAGCCAAUGAUCGGCGAAUAUGGUCUUAUGAGCAUUGCUGAAAUCAGUACUACUACUACUACAAGCAAUUCCAAUUAUGUCUUCCCUAUAGCUGAUGAAAAUGUAGGAGCAAUCUUUAAACAAGAUGUUUAUGCAUUUGGGGUCAUUCUUUUGGAGUUGCUAACAGGAAAAGUACAAAACAAUGGAAUAGAACUUGCAAGUUGGGUUGUUUCUGUACUAAGGGAAGAAUGGACUGUUGAAGUAUUUGACAGAACUUUGAUCCAAGAAGGUGCAAGUGAAGAAAGGAUGGUUAAUUUGUUACAAGUUGCUGUUAAAUGUGUGAACCAUUCUCCUGAAGCUAGGCCUAGUAUCAACCAAGUUGCUCUCAUGGUUACCACUAUACGAGAUGAGGAUGACAGGUCUAUCGAUGCUUCUGCAAGUACUAGUACUAUCAUCUGAUCAGAAACAGUUCUCCUGAUGCUAGGACUAGUAUAAACCAGUUGCUCUCACGGUUACCACUACAUGAAACGAGGAUGACAGGUUCAUCGAUGUUUCAGAAAGAACUAGUACUAUCAUCUGACCAAAACCAAAUACUUCCAUCGCUUCAAACUGUUAGUCAUUUUUCUCUUCAAGAAUCUAGUUAACUAUUUGUUUAAGAUACAUAUUUGGACAAAGGAUGUACGUAUUAUUUAUCAUAAGCUCAUGAAUGACUUUAGACAUUCAACAUCAUGUUUAGCAGGAGUGAUAUUCUUCUAUGACACAGGUGUAGAAAUGCAAGCAGCACGUAUUGAGGAUAAAAUAAGAGAAGGUCGUUUAAGAUGGUGUGGUUAUGUCUUGCUUCAACCUAUAAAUGCACCGGUCUGUAUAUGUGAAACUAUGAUGAGUGCAUGUGUUAAAAAAAGACGAGGUAGACUUAAAAUCACAUAGCACGAAGUUGUCUCAAGAAACCUAUAAUUUCUUGGGG
Molecule: messenger RNA, 2777 nt
Organism: Capsicum annuum
Lineage: Eukaryota; Viridiplantae; Streptophyta; Magnoliopsida; Solanales; Solanaceae
Product: probable inactive receptor kinase At2g26730
Exons: 2
Coding region: 320-2272 (650 amino acids)
Biological process (GO): protein phosphorylation
Molecular function (GO): protein kinase activity; protein binding; ATP binding
Source: RefSeq, a predicted model, not a curated record